Messenger RNA from Suillus fuscotomentosus, 303 nucleotides. RefSeq lists its product as uncharacterized. The coding region runs from base 1 to 303 and encodes 100 amino acids. Lineage: Eukaryota; Fungi; Basidiomycota; Agaricomycetes; Boletales; Suillaceae. The transcript has a single exon. The record is from RefSeq and is a predicted model, not a curated record.
AUGUCUGAACAUGCCAAAUCAUCUUCUCCUAAUGUCGAAUCCUCGUCGCAAACAAUCUCAGAUUCCCUCCACCUAUUGGUCAGGGGAAUUCAAUUCGAUCAACAAGCCGUCAGAGACUGUCUCAACAUUGUCGACCGUUUCAAAUGGGACAAUAUUGAAAAGGGUGAUGCAGCGCUCAAAGUUCAGAGAAUCUUACAAGAAUCCAUUUCAGCUUUGCCGACUCUCUCCCAAGUCCAAUUCAAGGCUGGGUUCAGUCAUUUCCUCGACCUCCUCAAUAGAGUCAAGGAACCUCUUGAAGUAUGA